Messenger RNA from Tachyglossus aculeatus (Australian echidna), 7118 nucleotides. It is a transcript of the gene DSTYK, whose product is annotated as dual serine/threonine and tyrosine protein kinase. The record is from RefSeq and is a predicted model, not a curated record. Gene Ontology annotation, biological process: protein phosphorylation. Gene Ontology annotation, molecular function: ATP binding; protein kinase activity. The transcript is spliced from 13 exons. NCBI's taxonomy places the organism in Eukaryota, Metazoa, Chordata, Mammalia, Monotremata, Tachyglossidae. The coding region runs from base 1 to 2703 and encodes 900 amino acids.
AUGGAGUGGGCCGGGGAGAUGGAGGGCGAAGGCGGCGGUGGCGGCGGAGUGAUCCGGGAGCUGUGCCGGGCCUUCGGCCGCUACCACCGCUACCUGGGCCGGCUGCACCAGAACCUGCGCGACACCAAGGAGUUCUUCCGCGACAUCAAAGGCCCCCCCGGGGACCCGCCCCUCACCGCCCUGCUAAACCACGGGCAGUUGAGCUGCAUUUCCUUCCCUCCCCAUGAAGAGGAAUACCUGCAGCUGAGCGUGACUUGUCUCCCCUGCAUCCUUCUCCUUGGGCAAGACUGCAGUGCCAAAGGCCAGCUGCUCAACCUGCUCCUGGGGGAGCGGGUGUUGCCCACCACCAAGAUGACCAACGAGGAGACCUGCAAGCGGCGGCGCCUCCGCUUCACCCACGGGAACCAGAUGCGGGUCAGCCUGGCGCUGCCCGGGCAGUACGAGCUGGUGCAAGCGCUGGCCGCUCACCAGGGCAAAUGGGAGACCAUCCCCGAGGAGGAUCUGGAGGUUCACGAGGACAAUGAGGACCCAGCCCUCCUCCUGGCAGAACUGGAGGUGACCAUGCACCACCCCCUGUUACAGGAAGUGGACAUCGUGGUGGCCCCGUGUCGGGGCUUCCAGCCGGCCGCAGACACGCUGGGCGAGUUUGUGAGCGGCGGCGGCGUCCUGCCCGUGGUGGCCUACGCUCUCAGCGCCGACGCGCUGUCGGACGGGGACGAGCGGGAACUGCGGGAGAUCCGGGAACGUUUCUCCGGGCCCGUGUUCUUCUUCAGAGUGCCCAGACCGGGCCCCGAGCGGAUCCCCACCCCCAGGAGGACGGCGCCCGACAGGUCCCCCCUCCAUCGCCAGCUCGUGGAUCUGGACUACCUGAGCGGCGGGGGCGGCCCGGCCGCCAAGGCCCAGAGCGUGCUGGUCGAGCAGAGCGAGAAGCUGCGGCUCCUGAGCCCCUUCUGCCAGCAGGUACUUCAGGCCCACCUGGUGGAAGCGGCCACGGGCCUGAACUCCGUGCACUGCCGCUGCUUGGACAUCUUCAUCAACCAGGCCUUCGACAUGCAGCGGGACCUGCAGAUCACCCCCAAGCGCCUCGAGUACACGCGCAAGAAGGAGAACGAGCUCUACGAGUCCCUCAUGGGGAUCGCCAACCGCAAGCAGGAGGAGAUGAAAGACAUGAUCGUGGAGACGCUCAACGCCAUGAAGGAGGAGCUGCUCGAAGAUGCCGCCGACAUGGAGUUCAAAGACAUCAUCAUCCCCGAGAACGGCGAGCCCGUGGGGACCAAAGAGAUCAAGUGCUGUAUCCGGCAGAUCCAGGAGCUCAUCAUCUCGCGGCUCAACCAGGCUGUGGCCAACAAGCUGAUCAGUUCCGUGGAUUACCUGCGUGAGAGCUUCGUGGGCACCCUGGAGCGAUGCCUGCGGAGCCUGGAGAAGUCUCAGGACGUGUCUGUCCACAUCGCCAGUAAUUAUCUCAAGCAGAUCUUAAAUGCUGCCUAUCACGUCGAAGUCACUUUUCACUCAGGGUCGACGGUGACCAGGAUGCUGUGGGAGCAGAUCAAACAGAUCAUCCAGCGGAUCACUUGGGUGAGCCCUCCGACCAUCACCCCGGAAUGGAAGCGGAAGGUGGCCCAGGACGCCAUCGAGAGCCUCAGCGCCUCCAAGCUGGCCAAGAGCAUCUGCAGCCAGUUCCGAACCCGGCUCAACAGCUCGCACGAGGCAUUUGCCUCCUCUCUGCGGCAGUUGGAAGCCGGUCACUCGGGCAGGCUGGAGAAGACGGAAGAUCUGUGGCUCAAGGUGCGCAAAGAUCACGCCCCCCGCCUGGCUCGUCUCUCCCUGGAGAGCCGCUCCCUGCAGGAUGUCUUGCUUCAUCGAAAACCCAAGCUGGGCCGGGAGCUGGGCCGAGGGCAGUAUGGUGUGGUCUACCUGUGUGACAGCUGGGGCGGCCAUUUCCCCUGCGCCCUCAAAUCAGUCGUCCCCCCAGACGAGAAGCACUGGAACGACCUGGCGCUGGAGUUUCACUAUAUGAGGUCUCUGCCUAAGCACGAGCGACUGGUGGAUCUCCACGGCUCCGUCAUCGACUACGGCUACGGGGGAGGCUCCAGCAUCGCUGUCCUGCUCAUCAUGGAGCGGUUGCACCGGGAUCUUUACACGGGGCUGAAGGCCGGGCUGACCCUGGAGACGCGCCUGCAGGUUGCCCUAGAUGUGGUGGAGGGAAUCCGCUUUCUUCAUAGUCAGGGACUCGUCCACCGUGACAUCAAACUGAAAAAUGUGCUGCUGGACAAACAGAACCGAGCCAAGAUCACAGACCUGGGUUUCUGUAAACCAGAGGCCAUGAUGUCCGGCAGCAUCGUGGGAACCCCGAUUCACAUGGCCCCAGAGCUCUUCACAGGAAAGUACGAUAACUCCGUGGACGUCUACGCUUUUGGGAUCCUAUUCUGGUAUAUCUGCUCGGGCUCUGUCAAGCUCCCAGAGGCGUUUGAGAGGUGCGCCAGCAAGGACCAUCUCUGGAAUAACGUACGAAGAGGUGCCCGUCCCGAGCGUCUCCCGGUGUUCGACGAGGAAUGCUGGCAACUGAUGGAGGCCUGUUGGGAUGGGGACCCUUCCCAGCGGCCCCUCCUGGGCAUUGUCCAACCCAUGCUUCAGGGCAUCAUGGACCGGCUGUGCAAUUCCACCUCAGAGCGAUCGGGCAGGGGGCUGGACGACUCGACUUGAGAGCGCGGAAGGACCUCUCCCUUUUUCUUUCACACGCUCUUUUUUUUUUUUCUGGUCACGGAGAGAUAUCGAUCCCCUUAAAAGCUGCAGAGGGCUCCCAGGGGAAUCGUUUUUUUCUGGGGAACUCAGGUCCACCUGGAGACCGCCCAGAGGAAUGGUGAGGAGCUGAACAACUGCCCCACCCUCACUGUCCCCUUGGGAAAAGACGCCCCAGAUCCAGGGGCAAAGCCAAAAAGCGGGAGAGACCCCCACCCCACCCCACCCUGCAAGGCUGGGGACUGUCGGGGAACCCCUCCGCAAGCACCCCCGGCCUCCAGGAACCACAGCCGAAGCCCCCAUUGGGAUGACAUCGUGCCAGGAGUUCCAAGAACCGCUUCUGCCGCCGUCGCCACCGCUACAAACUAGGCAAAAUCUAGGUCAGGCCAACCCUCGGAACGGCAAAUGUGGGCGAGGGGAUGAUGGGAGAGGGCUCAGAGAGAAGCCGAAGUGACUUUGGCCCAGCUGAUGCCUGCAGGCCACAAGCCAGGCCUCUUGGGCUCCUUUGGCAGGAUGCUUUGGGUGGUGAGGUGGCUGCAAACCAAGCCAACACUGCCCCUCCUCACAGCAAGCUCUCGGCAUGUUUACAUUUCCCUAGGAUGUGCGGAUGCACGUUUCGCAGCGGGGAGGGGUUCCCGGUUACAUAGCCCAGUGACAAAGAAAACUGACGGAAUAAGCUAUUGGAUUUUGAGUAAUUACUAACCCCAAAGUCCACAACUCCUGCACGUGACAUCUCCCCUUUUCUGGAAUCUUGGGUGUGGGGAGGAGGAUCGAUGAUGGGACUGUCUGAGCAGGCCUGGCCUACCGUGACGGUGUUUGCGGGAGAAACCCUCUCUUCCCCCAAGGGCACGUGGGAUGGGAAAAGCACUCAGGAGGUCAUUAGCGAAGACCCAGUUGACCGUUAUCCAGGGCCACCGAGAAGACUCCGAUUCAUUUUUAAAACUUUAAAAAAAAAUCCCGUUCCUUACGUUUGAACCGAACGCACUGACAUUUUUAAACUCUGCUAGCUUUUUAACGAUGCCGUUAGUCCUUUUUCGCCUUUUCUUUCUAUUUUUAAGAGUCAGGAAGAACAAAAAAAAGAGCAGAUGGGAGAGAAAACAAGACUGUGUAGUUGUCUGUCAGUCCAGGGGAGUCUCCUUCCCCUUUGAUGGGUGAGUAGGGACAGGAUGGGCUGGAAUUGAGGUGAUUCCAAGUGAGUGCUUGUUCCAUGGUGUCAGUCGGCGGGGACGAGGGAACCCGUUCCCCCUUCAUCUUGGCUCUCCAACCUCACCCGUGUUGGUUUCUAAGCAUGCGGGACAUGGCGAUUCCCUGGUCCCCAGUACCAUGAGGUAACUAAUGGUUCUGCUGUCCACCGAUCUCCCUGGGAGGUGUCCACAAUGCUGGGGGCCGGGGGGCAAAGUUGAUGUUGCUUUGGCCCUUGUAAUCAGCCAGGCGCUCCAAAGGCCUGGUGACCACCCCUCCGGCGACCUCCGGAAUGUUAACUUGCAACCAAGGAUGAGAUCCAGAGACUUUUAAGGUGGCUUAUUCAGGCCCAGUUGGUCUCUUGAGCUGCUCCCCAAAUUGCUUUGAAGAACCCCCUGCCUCAGAGACCCCCAUUUGAUGCACGUUUGAAAUGGACAGCUGGCGGCACUUCCACCCCGUGGUCUUAUUGUCGAGGGGCACCCGCCCAUCCGGAAAAGGAUGUUGACAUCUUUCCUCCAGUUAGGCCCAUGGUGAGGAAAUAUCCCACUGCCAUCUUUGUCCGUGCCCCUCCUGUCGUGCCAGUAUUAACUAGUUUCUUUCUUGUGCAUAAUUCUAGUGCGGAGAGCUUGCUAUUAAAUUUGAAAAGGUGAGGUCUAGCUUUUUUCUUUGGCUUAUCUCACCUUUUGGAUAGGGAGAGGGUAGGAUAUGAAGGCAGAAACAAUGAUUAAAUCAAAAGGAAACAAUCUGUUUGGAGCUUAAAGCCUAGUUUUGUAUUGUUUCCUCACCUAGGCAUUCCCUGACUUUUUAACCCUUUUAAUAGUCCUUGUGGCCCAAAAUCUCCUGUAAAUCUCAAGACUGUUCCGUGAUCACAGCUCAGAGCUCCGUGUGCUUUGGUAGCCAAAGCUCACAAUCGUAUUCACACCCUCAAAACUGAUAUUUUUGGGAUGCGGGAUGGGAGUGAGGAGAGGGUAAGGGGAGCUUGUUGACCUGAUUCCUGUGGGUCUGGUCUUUCAGUAGGUGUCAGUGCCCUGACCAACUUCAAGGAAGUAUUUCUUCAUUCUCAUUGAAAAUAAUAACACUGAGAAAAGCAAAGAGUAAUCUGAAAGUCCCUUUCCAGACAAAGUCCACGUUUGGGUCCUUUGGGGAUGAUUUUAAAUUCCUAGCCGUCUAGAAUGCAGGAAUGAAUGUGUAUAAGUGUUUCUGUCGUAUAACCUCAUUAGCUGAUCCUGCUGUGUCGGCUUCCUCUUUCUCGGAUACUUUGAGCUCUAGGCAUGCCACGAAGCCUACUGUACUGUAAAAUCAUUUAGAAGACACUAGAUUGUUUCAGUGACUUCUCCUCCUGACUCUCCAGUUGAAAGAACUCAGUGAGGUUCCCUGAAGGCUUUAGGUCCUGCCCUCCUUUAUACUGGGGUCAGGGAGGAGCAAGGGCAGGGGAGUAUGUGGGAGAGUGGGCUGGCUCUCACCACUGCUCUGCUCUGCCGUCUUCUAAACACCAAAGCCAGGCCAGGCUCCAGCCUGGGCCCUGGGGCUUGACGUUUCUCAGAAGCACUUGAAAUGCCAGACUCCCUGUUGGCUUCAGAAAUGUGGGCACCCUCCCCUCGCUCCCCUUAGCCUCUGGCGCCCAGGCUUUGGCAGAGAGGAGAUUGGGUUUGGGGGCCCUGGAUCGAAAGCCCUUCUGCCUCACUUCCAGAGUGCACUAUGUGAGCCGGGGUGGACCAGAUUGCCGUGAUUUGAGGAGCGGUGGUAGCGGAGGCUUCUGGAGGAUACCCUCCUCCUUCUUCCCCAGGGGGACACGGGCUGGACCUGGAAGGGGAGUAUCUUUUAUGCAAACCUCUCGCCUCGUUUCAGCUUAUCGUCCUGGGACGGUGAUCUGGGAUCAGAGGAGCGGUCACUACGGCCCCUUUGGGGAGCGGAAGAUUCUGGGGAACCAGGACCCAAAGAGCAGCGACAGCCCGUCUGGUUCUCUCAAAACACUACUUGGGCUCAAAGUCAGCUCGAAAGUGCAUUCCCCGUAAUGGGAGAUUAAAAACACAGGCCGGGUCCGGCUCUCGGGGGCCUUUUGGAUGCUUUCCGGAAUGGCUGUAGUUAGCAGGGGUGACUCUCAAAGACUUUCGGGGGCAGAGGCUUUUUGUCCUGGGAGGUGAAUUGUUGGGAGCCUUCUAGGCAAGGCAGGGAAGAGAUAUACAUGUGAGUAGGGGAGGGGGUGCCAGCCAGUUUUCCUCAUGGAAAACUGCCAGUGCUAGUGCCCAUCCCUCGACGGGUUGAUCUGGGUUCCUCUUAGAAACCAAAGGGGAACCACUUCCCCGGGGCUCGUCUGGCCUACUGAUGCUCUUCUUGCCUUUCUUUGAAAGCACCUGGGGUUGGAGUUUACACAUGGUGAUGCCCAAAUGCCCUAGUCUUUGCGAAGCUGGGCAGCACUGAGGGAAUAGGUGGCACUCCUGUCCUCUCGAUCAUUGUGUGAUUUCACAUCUGGAUUUUCUGGGAAAUUGAUUUCCAUCGUUCCCCGAAACAGAGUUUUAUUGCUCUAAUGCGCUCCGUUGUGUGUGCGUGUGUGUGUUUGUGUGUGUGUGUAAGUGUGUAGGGGAGGCGAGAGGAAUCUGCGUUGAAAACUCCUUCAGGAGUUAAAAUAGCACUACUGUUCUUAAAGAGUUUCAUUUUUGAACAUUCAGAGCUUUAUUUACUUCCAAUCAAAUUGGGGCUGGUGUGGGUGGGAGGGGAAGGGCCAGCAGAGCCCAGGCACCUGGUAUAGGGGUGAGUGGUGGAAGACAGUAAAUGCACAGUUGGACCAGAUGGCUUGUUGUGUGGCCUUUUUAGUUUGCCUAAAGAGACUGCUCUUUUAAAAAAAAAAAUUUUUUUUUCAAACGCGGGUGUUGUACUACAGUGUUAAAGAAAAAUGGAACCAACUUACUAAGUGUGUGGGAUAAAAGUGCAAUAACAAAUGAAAAUUCCUUUGGAACAAACUUGGAUCCUUCUUCUCUCUUCCCCUUUGUGCUACAAGGCGGCUCUUUCUAUAAUUACCGCAGGGCCAUAUUAUGUGUGUGUAUUUUUAAGAGACGCGACUGUGGGUUGCGACUUCUUUCCCCGUCAUUUUGAAUGGUUGGGCUUGGUUUUUAUAAAAUAUUAUGUAUAAUUGUUAGGAUGCACAGGACCCCCCCCCCACCACCAUGUGCUGUAUAAUAAAGAUCACAUUAACGUUU